ACACUCUCAGGAUGGGGGGUCCACAGUAAUGGUCAGUCACUGCGCAUCAGUGAAAACAUGAGUAUGCAAGGGAAAGUUGCCGUUGUGACAGGGUCAACAAGUGGUAUUGGUUAUGGAAUAGCCACCGCAUUGGCGUCAAGAGGUUGUUCUCUCAUCAUAACAGGACUGGCAGACCAAGCUACUAUAGAUCAAGUCAUCACAACCUUGAAAAGUGAUUACAAGGUGGAGGCUACUUUUGUGCCAGGAGAUCUGCGUUCUGUGACCUCAAUAGAGAACUUCUGUAAACAAGUGUUAGAGUUGUAUCCUACAGGAGUGGACAUAUUGAUUAACAAUGCCGGUGUGCAGCAUCUUGAUUUGGUAGAAGAUUAUCCAACAGAGAAAUGGGACAUGAUGGUUGCGGUGUCUUUGUCAGCCCCAUUUCAUCUGAUGAAAGCAUUCCUUCCAGGCAUGAAGACCAAGGGCUGGGGACGAAUUGUGAACAUGUCGUCUCAGAUGGGAAUGAUCAGUGGACCAGGGAAGGCUCCCUAUAGUGCUGUGAAGGCAGGUCUCAUAGGACUGGCUAAGGGGGUGGCACUAGAGGGAGCUGCUCAUGGAAUUACCUGUAACUGUAUAUGCCCAGGGUUCGCAGAUGCACCAAUAUUUAACAGAACAGCUGAGAAGAUGGCAAAAGAGCAGAAUAUCACGACAGAGGAAGCUCUGAGGAGGGGUUUUGCGAAAAACCCAACUGGUAAACCAGUCACGAUCUCAGAGAUUGCGGAGCUGGCUAUGUUCAUGUGUUCAGAUGCUGGAGCAAGUAUGACAGGAUCAGCUGUAUUGAUGGAUGCUGGGUUUACCUCACAAUGAUACCUGGCAUUGUUCCAUAUAGGAAUUAAUUUGACAUUAAGUCCUAUAUCAUCCCAGUUUUUAUUGUGAAGUUCGUAUGAAUCACUACCUCAGACAGAAAAGGACAGCAUCAAAUAUAUCAUAUCAAAUAUGAUAUUAUGAACUAAAUCUCUGUGCUUUGUAAUAGUUUUAAGGUUGCUCUUUGUAACUUGAUGAUAUUAAAAUAAUGAUUCAAAUCAAACAAUUAUAAUAUGGGUAUGUCUCAGUUUAAAAUUUAAGGUGGAGAGUCACUGCAAUCUGUGCCUUAAUCUCCAAUAAAAAAGAGUUCAGAUGUAUUGCACAUUGUUUCUGUCUUAGCAUUACUCAUUUUAUUUAGUUAGAUACUAAAUAGAUUAACAUUUAUUACAGUUGUGAUAUUACUCCAGUUGUCUGUUGUUUGAAAAUAAAAUAUGUGGCUGAC
Messenger RNA from Ylistrum balloti, 1282 nucleotides. RefSeq names its product D-beta-hydroxybutyrate dehydrogenase-like. NCBI's taxonomy places the organism in Eukaryota, Metazoa, Mollusca, Bivalvia, Pectinida, Pectinidae. The transcript is spliced from 9 exons. The coding region runs from base 58 to 843 and encodes 261 amino acids. The record is from RefSeq and is a predicted model, not a curated record.